Clarias gariepinus (North African catfish) is the source of this 15580-nucleotide messenger RNA. RefSeq names its product FAT atypical cadherin 2 (gene fat2). Gene Ontology annotation, biological process: homophilic cell-cell adhesion. The record is from RefSeq and is a predicted model, not a curated record. Gene Ontology annotation, molecular function: calcium ion binding. The transcript is spliced from 24 exons. NCBI's taxonomy places the organism in Eukaryota, Metazoa, Chordata, Actinopteri, Siluriformes, Clariidae. Gene Ontology annotation, cellular component: plasma membrane; adherens junction. Bases 201 to 13190 code for a protein of 4329 amino acids.
AGGAACCAAAGGAACUGUGGGAUUUGAUGGGAUUUUUUUUUUCAACUACAUUUUCAAGUACAUUAUGGACAUACAACAACAACUUGUAACACCACGCUGGAAUCUGAAAUUACUAAAGCAAUAGGGAGUUGAGGGAAAGGUUCCAUGAGGAGUUUCCACUCAAGACCUCGGGUCUGAGGGUCCAUGAGGAGUCACUGAGAAUGGCCUUGAAAGACAGGGCUAAACUGCUCAGCAUUAUAGCAGUCCUACUGCACGUAUCCAGAUGUCAGGGGAGCCUUGAAAAGGACAACUCCCCUUUGAGGUUCACCCACCACUUAUAUAAUGCCACCAUUAAUGAGAACUCUGCCCCCCGGACCUAUGUGGAGAGUCCGGUACGAAUGGGCAUUGUAGUUUCUGAUCCCUUAUGGAACAUCAAGUACAAAGUUGUCGCUGGCAACGAAGAUGGGCUUUUCAAAGCAGAGGAGCUAACCGUAGGGGAUUUCAGCUUUCUGAGGAUAGGAACCGGAAGUGGUAACUCUCUUUCUCCUGUAAUGCUCAACCGAGAAGUACGAGACGCCUACACGCUGACUGUCGAGGCUACAGAGAGCACCUAUGAGUAUCAGUCCAGAACAAAAGUCCUUAUUCAGGUGCUUGACAGAAAUGACCUGAAACCCCUCUUCUACCCUGCUUCGUACAAUGUGGUAAUCAGAGAGGACGCUCCAGUGAAGUCGAGUGUGGUGAGAGUAAGCGCGACAGAUGCUGAUAUUGGCAGCAAUGCUGAGUUUUACUACUCCUUCACCGCUAGAGCACAUCCAUUUGCUGUGGAUCCUUUCACGGGCACUGUCACACUUGUUAAAAGACUUAAUGCCAGCCUAAAAGACAGGUAUGAUCUUACAAUUUUGGCUGAGGACAGGACGAAGAAAAUCUCUGGGGUCCAGAAGUUUGGAAAUGUUGCGACAGUCGUCAUAAACGUCGAAAAGGUCAUUGACAACUUUACACUUUCAUCACCUUUCACUUCAGAUGCUCCUCAAAUGGAUGCUGAAAGAAUAAGUGUAAGCAUCAAGCUGGAGCCCCACGUGAAGGCACGAGCUGCCACUCUGAAUAUAGUUGCAGGAGAUUCAGAGAAGUAUUUUGAAAUUAUUCCAUCUGCCUUCCAGGAUAAUGACUUUCAAUUGGUCUCAAUAAACCGAAUUAACUGGGCAAAAAACGCACCUGGAUUAAAUUUAUCCCUUCAGGCAAAAGACGGGAGUAAUCCCCCUUUGCUAACGCCAAUUAAGGAAAUUCAUAUUCCGUCUCCCCAAUUAACCUCACUGACAUUUGAUCAGAGAAUAUAUCAAGUAACUAUUAGCGAAUUUUCCCCGCCAAAAACUCACGUGCUUAAAGUGUCUGUCCAUCCACAAUUAGCAAAUGUCACCUACCAUAUCAAAAAUAACCCAGAUAGCCACAAGUUCAAAAUGAAUCCCAAGACUGGCAUUAUUGUCACUUCUGACCAUUUAGACUUUGAAAAGAAAUCUCACUAUGAGUUUGAUGUCACAGUAAAUUCUGGUGAAACUGAAGCUCGCGUCAUAGUUGACGUGACUGAUGAGAACGACAAUACUCCUGCAUUUACCUCACCCUCAUACCAGGCCACUGUGCAUGAAAAUGUUCCGAUAGGAACUAGCAUCUUACGCGUCUCUGCUAUGGAUAUGGACAGAGACAACAAUGGUUUUGUCACCUAUGCAAUUGCAAACGCAGCUCCUCAACCUUUUGCCAUAGAUCCAUUAACAGGAGUCAUUUCUACCUCUGAAGAGCUUGACUAUGAGCUAAUGAAAAGGUUUUUCCAUCUCAGGAUCUGGGCUUCUGACAGUGGAAGUCCCUUUAGCCGUGUCACUGAGUGUGCUGUGAGCGUCACUAUGAUCAACGUCAACGACAACAUUCCACGUUUUGAAAGAGUGGCCUGCAAUGUCUCAAUACCACAAGAUCUAAACGUUGGAAGUAACAUUGUUAUAAUUUCUGCUGUAGAUUAUGAUGAGCUGGAGCAAAUACAUUACAGAAUCCAGUCAGGAAAUGAGGAUAAAUUAUUUGGAAUUGAUUCCGUCAGCGGCAACAUCUUUUUAGCUCAUCCUAUUCCUAAUGACAUUCCGGUGACAAACCUUCCUACAUUUACUCUACAAAUAACAGCAAGUGAUGGAAAAAAUAGUGCUGAGACCAGUACAGUAACUGUAUCCAUAACAGACAAAGGAAAGGAAGUCAUGAGACAGUGUCAGGAGACUGGAGUUUCCAGGCAGUUAACUGAGAAACUCAUUGAAUCACUCAAACCUGUUCUCUCUGCCCAAGAUGAAGAACCGUUCUCUGAUAUCCACAUAAUCAAUCACCACUCUCCAAAGUUUGCUCUUUCAAAUCCAAGCUCCAUUGAUGUCAGGGAAGAUCUUGCUCCUAAUGUGCCUAUAUUGCACUUUAACGCAACCGAUAAUGACAGUGGCUUUAAUGGCAGGCUUGUCUAUGCAAUUUCAAGUGGGAAUGAGGAUGGAUGUUUCACAAUUGACACUAGCACAGGAGAACUAAAAAUCAUCUGUUCGUUAGACAGAGAAACAAAAGAAUUCUAUAUUCUCAACAUAACUGUGUAUGACUUAGGUACUCCACAAAUAUCUGCUUGGAAAUUGCUUGCUGUCAAUAUCCUAGAUGUAAAUGACAAUCCCCCAUCAUUUUCUCAACCAAGAUAUGUUCUGAGCAUCCCUGAAAACACAGAGAUUGACAAAAUCAUCUUUAAAGUGAAGGCUGCGGAUCCUGACCAACAUGACAAUGGAAUGAUCAAAUAUUCCUUGAUAACUUUUACAAACUUGUUCAAAGUGGAUGAAAUAUCUGGGGACGUGAGCGUGAAAGGGAAUUUGGACAGAGAGACCUUCCCUCGAUAUGACUUAAAGAUCGAAGCCAGGGAUGAAGCGAAAGAGGACCCUCAACUUAUCUCAAUAGCAGAUUUAGUGGUUGUCCUUGAAGAUAUCAAUGAUAAUCCUCCUGCGUUUGUACCUAAGGUCUACAGGAUCAAAGUUCCUGAAGAUGCCCCUCCAGGCACAGUGUUGUUGUGGGUAGAAAGCUAUGACUUGGAUUUGAGUAGUGGAGGCACUGUAAGCUAUAAUCUGAAGAAUAGUGAAGGAGGCACCUUUGUCUUGGACACAUCCACAGGCUUGCUUACUCUUGAGAAGGAACUGGACUUUGAGAAAAAACAAUUUUAUAAUCUAACAGUUCGUGGUGUGGACCAUGGGAAACCCAGGUCUUUGUCCUCUUCAUGUUUUGUAGAAGUUGAAGUGCUUGACGUCAAUGAAAAUCUGAAUCAGCCAGUGUUCAACUCAUUUGUACACAAUGCUACAGUUAUGGAAGAUGCCAAAAUAGGUACUUCGGUCCUGACUGUGACAGCAGUGGAUAAAGAUCUGGGCAAAGAUGGAGUCGUUAGAUACCGCAUUCAUGAUGGGACAGGACUCGGAGUCUUUAUCAUAGAUGAAGAAACAGGAAUGAUUCAGUUGGCGGACACAAUUGACAGGGAGGCUGUAACGCACUACUGGCUGACUGUGUAUGCCACUGAUCUGGGAACUGUUCCCCUGGUGACCUGGACCGAAGUCUACAUUGAAGUUUUGGACAUCAAUGACAAUCCUCCUGAGCUGUCCCAACCUAUGUACUUCGCUUCAAUCCAAGAAAAUUCGUCCAAAGACAAAUUUGUGUUGAAGGUGGCCGCCACAGAUGUGGACAAGUCAUCAGAGGGGAAGAUAACGUUCCACAUCCCUGAUUCUCAGCGAACGUAUUUCGACAUUAAUUCAAAGACAGGUGCAAUCAGCACUGUCUCAGCCCUGGAUCGUGAACAGAGAGCAGAGCACAUUAUUGAAGUGAUUGCAUCAGAUAAUGGAGAUCCUCCGAUGCGCUCCACAGCCACAGUGGUCAUUCAGGUGCUGGAUGAGAAUGAUAACAGCCCUCAGUUCAGUCACAAGCUCUUUCAGGUCCAACUGCCUGAAUGCCAAAACAAGGUAAUGACCCAGGAAGUCUUCAGGAUGAUCGCACAAGAUAAAGACGACGGUCCCAACAGGCAGAUCACCUACAGCCUGGAGGAUAACAUGGAGGGCCGAUAUGAAAUCCACCCAACCACAGGGGUGGUGACUGCCAAAGGAGAGUUUGCACGAGGCAGCUACAACAUCCUAACGAUAAGAGCCACAGAUCAUGGUAAUCCCGCGAGAAUGUCCAAGUCACGUCUAGAUGUUGAAUGGCUGCCACAACCAGAACCCAGUUUGGAAUCUUUAGCUUUUGACGAGUCACUCUUCACCUUUGCCGUCAUGGAAUCAGACCCUGUCACUCAAAUGGUGGGAAUCAUCAGCACCGAGAUCAUAACAAGCCUCCUCUGGUUCGACAUUGUAGGAGGAGAUGAAGAUCAUGACUUUUAUAUUGAGAAGAAUUCUGGGAGUAUUGUCAUAGCUAGGCAACUUGAUGCUGGCAAAAGAUCCAAUUAUAACCUUACCGUCAGCGUAACAGAUGGUUCCCAGACCAUAACAACACAGGCUUAUAUCAGGGUGCUCGACAUGAAUGAGCAUCGACCCAUGUUCCUAAAGAGUAUGUACGAGGUGAGCGUUCCAGAGGACACGGCACCAGCUAAGGAGAUCCUGCAGAUUAGUGCCCAAGAUGCAGACAUCAACAGCAGGAUCAUUUACUCCAUCCACAGCAGUCUCAACCCAGACAGCCUUAAGCAUUUCCACCUGGAUCCAAAGAGCGGAGUUCUUGUCUUAACUGAGGCGCUGGACUAUGAGGCCAUCUCCACACACAGUCUUCUAGUGAUGGUUCGUGAUCAAGAGAUCCCUGUGAAGAGGAACUUUGUGAAAGCAGUAGUGCAUGUGGAGGACUGUAAUGACUAUACACCCACAUUCAUGAGCACUCAUUAUGAGGGACACAUCAGUAACUUGGCUCCAACUGGGACAGAGGUGCUUCGAGUUAAAGCUUUGGAUAAAGACACGGGCAGUAAUGCUGAGAUUGUCUACUCUAUUCACUCAGGAGGGAAUACAGAAGGAGCUUUCGACAUCGAUCAGGAGACAGGAAGCAUCAGAGUGGCUAAGCCUUUAGACAUGCUCUCCCAAGAACAAUACCAGCUUGUGGUGAAAUCCACUGACCAGGGUUUUCCCCAGCGCAGUGACCUCUGUCCUGUUAACAUCCAUCUAAAGCUGUCUGAGCACACAGCACCCAGGUUUACACAGGAUGAAUACGUCACUGAAAUAAGUGAAAGCAGUGCUUUGGGCAUUCCAGUGCUGUCUGUCUCCGCUAGCUGCCCAUCUGCUGUAAACUACAGGAUCCAAGAUGGUGAUCCUAAUGGAACUUUUCAAAUCAAUUUAAAUUCUGGACGGCUUUCUGUCCAAAAAGCCCUAAAUUUUGAAGAGUGCAAAUCUUAUCAACUCAAAAUAAGAGCCACAAAUACAGCGGGGGUCUCAUCAGAUGCAGUUGUUUAUGUGUAUAUUAUAGAUGAAAAUGACAAUGCACCUGUUUUUCUUCAGGGCAGUUACUACGGCCAGAUCAGUGAGUCUGCACAGAUAAACAGUAUGGUAAUGGGAGAGAACAACGCCCCAUUGGUCAUCAAGGCUUCAGAUGCCGACAAGGAAUCUAACGCUCUGCUGAUCUUCCAAAUCCAAGAGCCUGAGGCAAGGCAAAUGUUUAAAAUUGAUCCAAGCAUGGGGACAAUCUCACUGAUAUCUGCGCUUGACUUUGAAUCCAUUCCUGAAUUUACCUUCACGGUUCAAGUGUGGGACUCAGGAGAGCCCACAUUGAGUGCUGUCAAACCAUGCAAAGUCACCAUUCGUGUCCUAGAUUUUAAUGACUGUCCUCCUAAGUUCACACUACCCGUUUAUACGGUUUCCAUCAUGUCCCCUGUUUUUAAAGACAUGCAAGUCAUUCAAGUAAUGGCUCAUGAUGAAGAUUCAUUAGUCUUGUAUAGUAUUAGUAACCAUGAAGAUGCAUUUAAAAUACAUGAAUCAACUGGAGAAAUCUCAGUGAAUAAUGCUUCUGAAUUUCAGUCCUAUUAUGAGCUCAAAGUUAUAGCUUCAGAUGGUGUAUACAGAGACACCACUUUGGUAAAUGUUAAUGUCACUGAAAUGAAAAGGACUAGUCUAAAGUUUGAGGACCGGACCCAUGUUGGCACAGUGCUUGAAAACACAACAUCUGUAAAAACUUUAACUGUACUCAGAGCUACGGGCCACUACCUUAACGAACCACUGAUCUACUCAGUCCUGAACCCAGCCGAUAAGUUUUCAGUGGUGCAGUCUUCAGGUGUAUUGCAGACAACAGGCGUUGCCUUCGACCGAGAGGAGCAGGAUGAGUAUGAUGUUGCGGUGGAGGUCAGAGACACAAGAAAUCCACAACGAAUGGAUGUGACUUAUGUCAAAAUUUAUGUAGAUGAUAUCAAUGACAACACACCCAUCAUAUCAAACCUUCCAAAUACUCUUAUGAUAUCUGACGAGGCAGAACCAGGGGACGUUCUGUUCCAAGUCCUGGCAACUGAUAAGGACACUGGUGAAAAUGGAUCUGUAAUAUUUACCCUAGAGGAGGAUUUCAAUCUCUUCAGGAUUGAUCCCUAUCUUGGAGAUGUGUCCCUUCAACGACCCUUAGACUAUGACACGUUAAACAAAUAUGUGCUUACUGUAAGAGCUUCAGAUGAAGGAGAGCCUAGUCUGUCAACAGUAGCACAGCUUUAUGUACAAGUGCAAAACCGUUCCCAUCCGAUAUUUCAAAGUCUAUUUUAUCCGUUACGACUGCCUGAAAACAUUCCUCCCUUCACAAACAUUCUGCAUGUGCAGGCAAAAAAUCCGGAGGGCUACCGACUUAUCUACAACCUGGAAGAAGAGGAAAAUUCCACGCAAUAUUUUCACAUUGAUUUCAAGACAGGCAUGUUAAGUGUCUCUGACUUUUUAGACUAUGAAUCUCAGACAAGUCACCUGUUGACCGUUCGGGCCACAGACUCAAUAACCGGCUCUUUUAGUGAGUCCAAAGUGCAAAUAGAUGUCGAGGACAUCAACGAUAACGCUCCUGUUUUUGAGAAACGUACCUACAAAGCAGAAUUGUUAGAAGGUCUUCCAGUGAGCUCAUCUGUAAUACAAGUCUCAGCUUUUGACAGAGACUCCGGUAGAAAUAAAGACUUAACCUAUGAAAUAGUUGACACAGGAAAAAAUGAAACAGACUUUUUCAAAAUUGAUCCACUCAGUGGUCUUUUGCUAACAUCACAGGUUUUAGAUUAUGAGACCACCCAAGAAUUCCAUCUAAAAGUCAUAGUCAAAGACGGUGGUACGCCAUCUCUCAGCAGUGAAGCUCAAAUUACUGUGAAUGUUAUGGAUGUCAAUGACAACCCUCCAAACUUCAGUGAGCCUCAAUAUCAAGCCUCAUUGGAUGAAAUGGCAACCUGUGGACACGUUGUAAUUAAAGUCCAGGCCUCAGAUCCUGACAGCAAGGACAAUCUCCAGUAUAGAAUUCUCUCGGGUAAUGAAGAGAGGUACUUUGCUAUGAAUGAAUCAUCUGGGCUUAUUUCAUUUUCCAAUGUUUGCAAGAGAAAUUUGAAUUCCUUUUACAAUCUCACCGUUGCUGUUUCGGAUGGUGUGUUUCACACAACUGCGCCGGUUAACAUUGUCAUGACCAACAGCAACAGGCAUAGCCCAUACUUCAGCCAUGACGUUUACGAAGCCGAACUGGCUGAAAACGCAGAGGCAGGAACACGUGUAAUUCGUCUGGCUGCUAUUGAUCCUGAUGAUGGUCCAUAUGGCAGCGUAGAUUACACCAUAAUCAACAAACUAGCAGAUGAAAAAUUCAAUAUUGAUGGUGAAGGACAAAUUGUGACCUCUCAACCUUUGGACAGAGAAAAUCCCUCACAAAGAGUGAUUGCCAUCAAGGUCAUGGCUAAGGAUGGUGGAGGAAGAGUAGCUUUUUGCACUGUGAAGAUUAUCCUUACAGAUGAGAAUGAUAAUGCACCACAGUUCAAAGCCUCUCAGUACCAGGUGUCUAUUAAGUCCACAGUAAAUAAAGGUUCUCCAGUUAUUCAAAUAAUGGCUUAUGAUGCUGAUGAAGGCAAGAAUGCUGAUGUCACUUACACAGUGGAUGAAGCUGAGGAGGUAACCGAGGAGGUGAUUGAAAUUAAUCCCUUCACUGGUGUGGUUAGUGUCAAAGAGAGCCUGGUUGGCAUGGAAAACAAGAUCUUCAAUUUCAAAGUCCAAGCUCGGGAUGGAGGAAUACCAUUUUACAACACCACCGUGCCAGUCCAGGUUAAAGUAGUCCCUCCAGAGGUCCCUCUACCAAGGUUUACUGAACCACUAUAUACAUUCUCACUGGCUGAAGAUUUCCCUAUUGGCUAUGAGAUAGGUACAGUCAAGGCUGAUGCUGACACACCACUCAUCUAUAGCCUAGUAGAUGGCAACACUGUGGAAAGCAACAGAGAUCAAGUGUUUGCUCUUGAUGAAGAUAGUGGAACCCUUGUUGUGCAGAAAAAUAUUGACUAUGAGAAGACCAAGUGGUAUCAGAUUGACGUUAUUGCUCAGGGUAAUCAUAACGGAACUGACGUAGCUUCUCUAGUAUCUGUUAACAUCCAGGUUCAGGAUGUGAAUGAUAACCAGCCCAACUUUGAUUCUGAUGUGUACAAAGCCAUACUGGCUGAAAAUAUGCCUGCUGCCACCACAGUGAUCCAGGUGACAGCUAAUGAUCCAGAUAAAGACAUUAAUGGAGAGGUGAUAUACACUCUGGAGCCAGACAGAGAUGAUAUCAGUGAGAUCUUCCGUAUUGACUCACAAACUGGCUGGAUAACCACCAUGAAGGAGACAGACUGUGAAUCCAAACAACUGUACAGGUUCUACGUGGUAGCCACUGAUCAUGGAGGCAGUGUCAGGCUUUCCUCAUCAGCCCUCGUGGAAGUGACGGUCACUGAUGAAAAUGAUAAUCCACCCCAGUUCACAGAGGAGGUCUAUCAUGGGUCCAUACUUGAGAACAGUAGGCCUGGGGAACCAAUAGUUGUUCUGACAACUACAGAUAAUGAUGUGUCCUCUGACAACAGACAAGUCACAUGUUAUAUAACAGACGGAGAUCCACUUGGACAGUUCGCAGUCACCGUUGCGAGAGAAGAAUGUAGACUGGUUUCAAAAGGGUCACUAGAUAGGGAAAUGAAGGACAAACACAGUCUAAAAGUGAUAGCCACAGAUGGAAAGUUUCAAACUGCUACCACAGUAGAAGUCCAUGUUCUUGACAGCAAUGACAACAGUCCCUUGUGUGAACAAUUGCUUUACACUGAAGCAGUCAUGGAAAAUUCCCCAUCAGGACACUUCCUCCUGAAGAUCACUGCCUCGGAUCCAGACAUUGGCACAAACGGACAGAUUUCCUUUACUCUUCAUGGGCCAAAUGCAGACAAGUUUCAUCUGCACCCCAUAACUGGUGAGCUGUUCACUCUUGCCUCCUUGGACCGGGAGAAGGAAGCAGAGUAUGACCUGGUCGUCAAGGCGACUGACGGAGGAGGACGUUCGUGUCAAGCAGACGUUAUACUUAAGGUGCAGGACGUAAAUGACAACGCGCCACAAUUCUCCAGCAAUCACUAUGAGAUAAUGGUGUUUGACAACACCACUGUUAGAACUCCUAUUACAGUCAUCUACGCCAAAGACCCAGACACAGGUAUAAAUGGUGAGGUGAGGUACUCCCUGCAAGGAGCAGAUAGUGGUUUCUUCUCUCUGGAUCAAACUUCAGGGAUUUUACGCCUGGAGCAUUCAUUGGCUGACCAGGCGAAAUCAAUCUUUGAGCUGAGUGUCAAAGCCACAGACAGAGGUCUUCCUAAUCACCGCUACUCCCUAGCCAGGGUGACUGUGCAUGUAGUCGACCUGAAUGACUAUCAGCCUGUGUUCCUGAGCCCUGAGUAUAUGGCCGAGAUUCCAGAAUCCUUGCCUGUAGGGACAGAAGUAAUUAGUGUUUCUGCCCAAACAAGAGAUGGCACUGGCAGCGAGCCUGUCCGAUACUCCAUCAUUUCUGGGAAUGAGGAUGGAAGGUUCCAGAUCAACUCUGAGACAGGUGUGUUGUGGUUGAGGGCUCCUCUGGACUUUGAGCUCCGUCGUGAGUAUUAUCUGUCUGUGGAGGGUGCCCGAGGCAGAGCAUCGCUGGCUGACAUGGCUAUGGUUAUUGUCAACAUUACUGACAUCAAUGACAACCCACCAGUGUUCAGCCGUGGAGACUACAGUGCAGAAAUCGCCGAAAAUCUCAUGCCGGGAGACACGGUGAUGCAGGUAACAGCUGUUGACCUUGAUGGUCCGCAGAACAACUUUAUCCGCUACUCCAUCGUGAGUGGAGACCCUUGGCAGCAGUUCAGCAUCAACCCUCAGACAGGACACAUUAAAGUGCAUACCACGCUGGACAGGGAAGAGAUCACACACUACUCCUUGACUGUGCAAGCUGCUGACGAGGGGCAGCCUCCUCUCUCCUCAGCCGUCCAGGUGACAAUAACAGUGUCAGAUGUCAACGACAACCCGCCCAUCUUCUCCCAGACCAGCCACGACCUUGUGCUACAAGAAGAGGAGCCUGUGGGCAGUAGCAUUCUGCAACUGGUGGUCAGUGACAGGGACACACCUCAAAAUGGACCACCGUUUACUUUCCACAUUGUCUCUGGAAAUGAAGGCAGACACUUCCAUGUAGACCAGGGUGGACUCCUGUCUCUGUCCUCUUCACUUAGGAAGAGAGGAAAGUCUCAGCAUGUGCUCAAAAUCCAGGUCACCGACAGCGGCAACCCACCACUUUCCUCUAUAUGUGUUGUUAAAAUCAAUGUUACAGAGGAGAGUAAGUUCCCUCCUGCGGUAACACCACUGGAUGUGUUCAUUACAACAACUGAGCAAACGUUCUCCAGACGUGUUAUCGGUAAGCUGCAUGCCUCUGACCAGGACCCCCAGGAUGUUCUGAGUUACAGGUUAGAAACUACGCACAGUGGUAACUUCUCUAUGGACUCCAUGAAUGGAAAAAUCAUAGCGGAGAAGCCUCUUUGGCCGGGUGUUUAUUUUCUCAAUGUGAGCGUGACAGAUGGCAAAUUCACUGUCCGUUCUGGAGUGCGAGUACAUAUAUGGGCUGCGUCUCAGCAGGAACUUGAUCAGGGCUUCACCCUGCACUUGGCCGGCCUGAGUGCUGAGGAGUUUGUAUCCGAGUACUGGAGGAUGCUACAGCGCAAUCUGGACACACCCAAACUAGAGCUGCACAUCGCCAGUCUGCAGCAAGAACAGCUGUCUCGCAGCAAAGAAGUACAGGUCCUACUGGUAUACAAGGCUCAGGACAACUCGGCUCGGCCUGUGGACUCCCAGCACUUAAUGGCCGCACUGGCGCGCAUUAAUGCCUCUCUGGGACUGAACAUACUUAGAGUAAGAGGUAAUGGCUGUGUGGGAGAUGACUGCCCUCAACCAGGCUGCAGAAGAACCGUUCUGAUGAAUGAGGAGUGGGAGACGCAUUACAGCACUGCUCGGGCCAGUUUCUUCACCCCACAUCACACCUGGGAGAGUGUGUGCAGCUGUAAUGACUCAGCCAUGAGCUUUGAUGGACACGGCUAUCUAAAAUACCUUUUUGAGACCGAUGAGGAUAAACACAACUUCCACCUGUCCCUUCGUAUCAAAACAUCGGAUGCUGAAGGCAUAGUCAUGAUGACUAAUGCCUCUGACUGGGCAACAUUACAGCUGGUGGAAAAAAAGCUACAGUUCCGGUACAGCUGUGGGAACCAAGGAGUCAUGCAUCUGGGAAAUUAUUUGGUGGCUGAUAAUCAAUGGCAUGACAUCUCCGUGGAGGUCAAAGGAACUAACCUGAGGCUCACCAUGGACCACGUACACUCCAUGACCAGAGACCUGCAGGAGCCUUGCAGGCUGACUCAGACACAGGGGGUUCUGCUGUUCGCCAAUGUCGGUCCUAAUGCCAACUUGCCAGGAUUUAAGGGCUGUCUGGAGCGACUGUACUUUAAUGGGCAAAGUGUAUUGACAGAUGAUAGUUCGCAGAGAAACCGACUAUUUGGAAAGUACCAAUGCUGCAAAAAGGACAUCUGCACCAGUAACCCUUGUGAAAAUGGAGGAACUUGUCAGGGAACAGUUAACGGAGAAUACAGCUGUACAUGUCCAACAGAGUUUAUGGGAACACGCUGUGAGCUGAAUAACCCUUGUGCGUCUCAACCUUGUGGCCAUGGCAGUGUGUGUGUGCCGAAGAUUGACGGUUACGUGUGUAACUGCUCUGAAGAAAUUCUUGGAAGCAGAUGCAAGCUGACGAAGGAGGAAUGCCCUCCAGAUUCCUGUGGCAGUGGAUUUAGCUGUAAAAUGGAAGACGGCUUUAUCCGCUGUAACCCUCUGCCUCUGGUAUCAAGAGGAAUUGGAUAUGUGGAGAUUGCUGAGAUCUGUGCGGGGGUGUUGGUCCUCAUCCUUCUUGUUGCAGCUUUUGUGUUGAUUCGAAAACGCUAUGUCAGUUACAAGAAACACAAGCCGGUUUGCGUGCAAGAUUCAAAUGGUUACUUCCCAACGGGCCUGACCAAAACCAUGCUGCGUGAUGGAGGAGACUCGCCUCCUAUGGAGAUGAACACACUGAUUGGUGGGAAUGACCUAGACCACAGCCCAUUCCGCUCUCUGAAGCCGCGUGAGCAGAGGGAUAUGAACCCCAGGGGGCAUAAGCCUCAGGCCCCUGUAGUAUGCAGUGUAGCCCCUAACCUUCCUCAUCCUCCAGCAUCCAACUCAGAUAAUGAUUCAAUCAGGAAAAACAACUGGGAUCCAAGCUAUGAAGUGUACCCUGCUGACCCUGACUAUUUUGGACGACCGCCAGUGCAGGAGUUCCCGCAGUUUGACAUUGUUGAGAGCACGUACCCGACUCUGCCCGCCACAGACUCACGACGGAACUCUCGUUUUGGGGGUUUCCCAUUCCCGCUGGAGCGCAGUGAACGUCGUGCCCCAUUGCCACCCUGCUAUAGUCACCAAAAUCUGGAUGAUUUUCUGGGACCGGACGGCCUUCCGCUGCCUAGCUCUCAGUGUCCUAACGAGUACACGGCCAUCAGUUAUUACCCCACACAACACACUCGCAGCAUGGACAAUGUCUCAGCCGGGUAUAAACGAUUGAGUGUGCGGUUGAGUGUGGCCCAGCCCUCAUAUGCAGAUUGUGGUUCAUCCACACGCUCUGGUAUAGUCACUCGGCGUGCAGACUCGGACAUGGUGGAGAGUGACUAUGGCAGCUGUGAAGAGGUCAUGUUUUAGCAAGCGCAUGCAUUUCCAUCAGGACUAAGAUUUGAAUUAUGACUUGUGAAUUUCGGGGAGAUUUAUGGUAGAGAGGAAUGAAUGAGUUAUUUCCUGUCAAAAAACAGUCAUUUUUAAAAAAAAAAUUGUAAAUGACCAAUUUAUUCUACUUUUGGUAAGCCUGCGAUUUAGCUCAUUACACAACAUAUAUACAUACAGUAUGCAGAAACGUAGGCAACACUUGCAAUUUUCUGACACAACUUUACAGAUUUCAGCAUCGACUGCCACGAAUAUCAAUGUUAGCUACACCUGGAUUGUGCACAUUCCUUUGAGGCACAUUCUCGGAAUUUUCAAGUGAUUUUUCAUUCUUUAAUGCUAUCAAUUAUCAAUCUUGUCAAGGUGUUUUUAGUUUUUUGACAGGAAAUAAUUUUAGAGAAAUACUACCAAGGCACUAGAUCUCCCUGUACUAGACAGUAUUAUUAUUUUUUAUGGAAUAAGAAAAGCAAAUUUCAUUCUUACAGUAUAUACUGUUUUGGGAAAGUGGCAGCUGUGCAGCGCUGCAGAGUAUCAGUUAAAUGCUUCAUCAUGGUUGGUGUUUACAGUUUCCUUCAUGUACUGACAUUUAGUAUAUGUUGCAUGACUUUGAGUCAAAAAUUAGGUUUUUCCAGUGUUCAAGCUGAUAAAUAAUGCUUAUGUGUUGCAUUUAUUUCAAGGUUUUAUUUAGCACAAGUAAGAGAGCAUUUGCAUAUUAUGUGGCACCAAUUAUUUUUUUUUUUUUUUCAUUUUUGUGUUCUUGUUAAAACGCUAUAUUUAAAAGUAACACAAAUAUACUGUAUAAAGUUACAGACUAUAUUCAAACUCCUUGCUUCUGGGAGUUUCCCCAUGCUGUGCAUAACUAAGGCUUCAGUUAGAAACAAUAUCCCCUGCUCUUAAAGGCAUAUAACGAGUGCUUGCUUGCAUUAUUUUUGUCCUCAGAGCAUGCUAAAGCACUUGAUACUAUACUGCUGAAUUGAAACAGUGCACUGUUUGAAUUUGUGUGCCUCAGAACUGUCAGGCAUUUCUUACCUGUGGGGAAAAGGUCCAUCUGCUAGAUAGAUACCUGCAAAUUGUGUGUGUAAAAAGUAGAUUACAUUUAUUUAGACUGAAGCUAAGGCUGGUCCUUGGAUAUUUACAGACAGUAUAUUAUAGAAAUAUGCUAUAUAUCAAAACAGAUUUCAAAUGCUGAGUCUAUAAGUGAACUAGAUAUUUUUGUCCUUCUUCAAUUAGCCAUAACAUCAACACCACAAAACAGUAAUGCAUUAACAUUAAUUAUUGGUUAUAUACCAGUAACCUGGUGACAGGAUCACGGCCACCCAAGGCUUAUCUACUGUAUGCCUGUGGGGAGCAUAGACCAGUCAGAUCCCACAGAAAAGCAAAGCAGCACAAUUUCCCCAAAAAUGUCAAUGCUGGUCCAGAUAGAAAGGCAUCAGAACACCCAGUACACUGCAGCCUGGUGCACAAUUGGCCCAGCAAAGAAUAAGCCCAAGGCAGCUGACCUGAUCUCCAAACUCCUCCAGGUACCACAGCACACCCCACCCCAAAAGGCCCAGCAAAGAAAGCUGCACGAGUGGCACAAAGGGAACCUUCCCACUACUGGGUAUAAGAUUUUGCGUUGUAAUGUUAUGGCUGAUGGUUCUAUAAGAAAUGCUUGGUUAUCAAUUAUCAGUUAGAUGCAGUAUUUUUGAAUGUGAAAACUUGCAAUGUCUUGUUACCCCUAAUGCUGAAAAUGUGAAGAGAUCAAACAAUAAUCAAAUACGAAAUCAGACUAUAAAACAGUUAAUAUCCAACCUAGUAGUGCAACUACCAUGCAUUUUGUGAAUGUUGCUCUCUGCCGAAACAGUUUGUGAAAGUGUAUAAUAUUGACCCUGCGAACCUGCUAUCUCACAAUUCUGUUACUUUGUCAGUCAUGUCUUUUGCAUCCCUUUAUCAGUAGGGAUUUGCAGCCUAGUACAGAACCGCUGGAUUUAAGCUCUACAGUAUGACAUGGCUGUGUGAGAAUCGUAUUAAAGCCGAACACUCACAUGGCUACACGCUCAUUGCAUGUUGUCUUUUUCUCUCCUACUGAUAGAUAGCUUUGUCAUUGUGAUGGAUCGUGCUAAGUGUUUAGCUCAAAUAAAAUGCUCUGUUCCCGUCCUUAAUGGCAGCUCUGUUAAAUCAGUUGGCCACAAAGCCAUUGUUGUACAUACAGUGAGUGCAGUGGUCCAGUGGAUUCACGAAAGAAUGUAUGCUUUUGUAUUUACAAAUUGCAAUGUGGGACAAAUCCCAUGUUUUAAAUCUGUUCCUCUGUGAGAGAAUAAUUUCCUUUUAGUUUUCAUCAUCACUGGAAAUGAAAUAGUGCUAUAUGAAUAAAUGUCCACGUUUAAUUACUGUGU